UCAACAGUCCCAGUCGAAACAGGGACGGAGACAGCGCAGAAGGAGGAAGAUGGUUUCGUGCGUCAUGUCAAGCUGGUGCUCCGUUUCAUGCACCACUCCUCCUCCAGCAUUCGGCGGUCGGCUAUUCUAGCGCUGCAGUCUCUUGUUUCAACAAGGGUCACUCAGGGUGUCGCCAUCGACAUCGUCUCCCUGGAAGUCAUCUUCGAUCAGCUGUUCCACCGACAGCUAACUCGCCCCGAGGUAUUUGAAACUGUCGACAUCUUCACCCUGAUCUCGUUGGUAGUUGAGGAGGAGGAGAAUAAGGAGGGUGUUCAGUGUCAACCAAGGCGGUUUGUGCGGUUUGCACACAAGAAAUCAGAUGAUCAGAAGAUGCCCGGACAGAAUCUAGGGCCCGUCGUCUUCUUCUUUUACCCUGCACUGGUCAUGCAUUUUUGGGUCCGCAUGGUGGCUGAGAGUCCUCUACCGACACUGGUUUCGGCCACGCUACAUAAUGUGGACUUUUGGCUCUGCCAGACCAUGCAGCCGACUUCGAUGCCCUUCCCAGACCACCUUCUUCGUUUGCCUGCGGCGGUAGGUGGUGGUGGUGGGGCUGGCACUACCACAGCACCCCCUGCUGUCGAGCAGCCUCCGAAAGGGCCACCCUCCUCCCAACAGGUAAAGCAUCAAGCCAAGCACUUUCUGCUCCCUUCCCCUCUUUGGCUUCUACUGCUCCUUUAUUUCGGUGUGACCUUCUAA
Molecule: messenger RNA, 735 nt
Organism: Dibothriocephalus latus
Lineage: Eukaryota; Metazoa; Platyhelminthes; Cestoda; Diphyllobothriidea; Diphyllobothriidae
Source: the annotation of a GenBank genome assembly